AUGUCCAAGUUACAGAGAACUCCGCUUAAGUGCCCAUCAAACCCAGACAUAACUGUAACUACAUCGGAUGCUAAUUAUGUAAAUAUACGUAAUCGUUACACUGCAGGGUAUGACUCGGAAUUUCUGUCCACACUGAUUGACGAAUAUUUUAAUACAUUAGACGUAAAAAUAAAGGAAACUAUUACAAAUGUAGUUACCUCCACGAUUUCCAACGAAUUGGCUAAAAUAUCCUACUCAUUAUCAAGCCUAAAUACAACCAUAUCCGAGCUGCGAGAUGAGAACAUUAAUAUAAAACAAGGUUUUACGGAUUUAAAUAAUCAUCUGUCGGAGGUCGAUACUACUUUAUUCGAUCUUAAUGAGCAGUCAAAAUCGUUUGAUACACGGCUUAAGUCCGUAGAAGGUCAAGUCUCUAAAGAAAACUAUUUAUCUGACAAAUUAGAGGUUAUGGUGAUCAAACUGGCUGCAAUGGAGCAACAGGCACGUGAUUGUAACAUUGAAAUAUCAAAUUUGCCUGAGCGCCGUGGAGAGAAUCUUGUUACAGUCAUUAUUAAUAUUGGCAUGCUAAUAAACCAGCAAAUCCAACCAUCUGACAUAAUCUUGGCCCAUCGGGUUCCUCAUGUUGGUGAAAAUGAUAAACGACCUAAAAAUGCCAUAAUAAAAUUUAAGUCCAAAAUUUUGCGUGAUAAUUUUGUAGCUUCGUAUCGUGCUAAAAAAGGCUUAACUUCAGAUCAGUUGUCUAUUACUGGAUCAUCGAAUAAAAUAUAUAUAAAUGAACAUCUAAAAAAUAAACAGAUAUUUCGAGAUAUUUCGAGAAUCCCGUGA
This is a messenger RNA of Parnassius apollo (apollo), 822 nucleotides long. The record is from the annotation of a GenBank genome assembly. NCBI's taxonomy places the organism in Eukaryota, Metazoa, Arthropoda, Insecta, Lepidoptera, Papilionidae.